AUGACCAGGAUCGCUCAAUGGGCGAGGUUGGUGCUUCAACAUGGCCGAGAAGUUUCUUCGAGAGCAGAAAAUCCUGCAAAGCUUGUAGAACUAAGUAAAUACUCUCCGGAAAAAAUACGAAAUUUCAGCAUAGUGGCUCAUGUGGAUCACGGAAAAAGCACAUUGGCUGACCGUCUCUUGGAAAUAACGGGUGUUGUAAAGCCUGAGGCCAGAAGAAAUCAAAUGCUUGAUCGUUUACCUGUGGAGAGGGAGAGAGGUAUAACCGUUAAGGCUCAAACAGCCGCUCUUCCAUAUAAGGAUUACUUACUAAAUUUGAUUGAUACGCCUGGGCAUGUCGAUUUCUCAGCUGAAGUGUUCCGUUCUCUUUCUGUAUGCGACGGAGUCUUGCUUGUGGUAGCAGCAAAUCAGGGAGUCCAAGCGCAGACUAUUGCCAAUUUUUGGCUUGCGUUCGAAAGAAAUGUCGUUAUAAUUCCUGUCAUUAACAAGAUUGACCUUAGUGGUGCAGAUGUGGCAAAGGUAGAGUCCCAACUAAAAAAUCUGUUCGAGUUUGAGCCUCAUGAAUGCAUCAAGGUUUCAGCGAAAUCUGGUCAUAAUGUGGAGAAACUGUUAGAGGUAAUAGUAGAUCAGGUUCCACCACCGAAGACCAAUGGCAAUGCUCCAUUUCGAGCCCAAGUUUUUGACUCCAUGUUCGAUCAUUUUCGCGGGGCAGUGGCGUUCAUUCGUGUUGCGGACGGAUCUGUCAAAAGAGGGCAAAAAAUCAGGUCUUAUCACAAUGCCAGGGACUAUGACGUUGUGGAGGUUGGAAUAAUGCGUCCCGACAUGACACCGUGCACAAGUCUCAUUGCUGGGCAGGUUGGCUACGUCAUAUGCGGGAUGAAGACCGUUAAGGAAGCUAUGGUUGGAGAAACUCUGUUCACUCCCCAUGAGGAACAAUCUGUGGAAGCUUUUCCAGGGUUUAAACCCAUCAAACCAACAGUUUAUGCAGGGCUUUUUCCGAUAAAAACCUCUGAAUACGAAGACCUUAAACAGGCAGUUGAACGUCUCAGCCUCAAUGAUCCUUCAGUUUUGAUUAUUCCCGAUUCCAGUCCAGCAUUGGGCCUAGGAUGGAAAGUUUAUGGGAUUUCUUGGCGUUCUACAUAUGGAGGUUUUUGCGCUUGUGAAGGUGAGAGUUUGCCCCAUUUUCUAUUUUAUUUUCAACUGCUCUGUUUCCAGGACAGCGAUACAAUCCGCAAGAAGCGUUUCGGUGGUAAAUGUGAGAUCAGUAUCAUCGACGCUACCCAUUUUCCCGAAGAAAGCGAUAUCGAGAAGUUUUUGGAGCCUAUAGUUACGGUUCGCAUCAUAGUUCCACCUGAGAUGAUGGGUAUAGUGAACGGAUUGUGUUCCGAAUGCCGUGGAGAACGCGGUGAAGUGAGUUCAAUCGACGAGGGCAGGCUGAUGAUCGUUUGGAGAAUACCACUCGCUGAAGUGAUCGUCAACUUUUUCGAGCGAUUGAAAACGAUUACAUCCGGGCUUGCAUCUUUUGAUUACGAACAAGAUGGUUAUAUCGAGACGAAAUUGAUCAAACUUACACUUACGAUCAAUGGACGAGAGGUGCCCGAAUUCUCGCAAAUUGUUCCUGCAGCCAUGGCACAAGAACGUGCAAAGAGAUUGGUACACAGACUGAAGAAGGAGAUUCCUCGACAGCAGUUUGAGGUCACAAUUAAAGCAUGUGUAGGACGCUCAUCGAAAGCGCUUUCGCAAGUUUCCAUCCAGCCAAUGAAACGCGACUUCACACAGUUACUCAAAGGCAACUUUGGUGGCGGAGGUAUGGAACGGUUGAACAAAAAGCUGAGUCAUCAAAAAAGAGGCAAAGAACGCAUGAAGAUGAUAGGAAAUGUACAAAUACCCAAAGAGGCAUUUCUCAAUGUGUUUAAAAAUUAG
Molecule: messenger RNA, 1920 nt
Organism: Haemonchus placei
Lineage: Eukaryota; Metazoa; Nematoda; Chromadorea; Rhabditida; Trichostrongylidae
Source: the annotation of a GenBank genome assembly